AUGGCAGCCCCAACCCCCGUCUCCUCUUUAGUUCAUUCUUCAACUUUGGUUACAGCUGGUGUUUAUCUUUUAAUUCGUUUAGAUAUGUUAUUUUGUAUUAGUGGUUUUAGAUGAUUUUUAUCUUUUUUGGCUUUGUUAACUAUGGUUAUAUCAGGGGUUGGGGCUGUAUUGGAAAUGGAUCUAAAAAAAAUUAUUGCUUUGUCUACUCUUAGACAGCUUGGUUUAAUAAUAUUAAUUUUGUCUUUAGGGGAAACAGGUCUAGCUUUUUUUCAUUUAUUAACUCAUGCAUUAUUUAAGGCUAUAUUAUUUUUAUGUGCUGGUUUUAUAAUCCAUAGAAGAUUAGGAGGGCAGGAUAUUCGUUUUAUGGGAUUUUUUUUUUGUUCUAAUCCUUUAAUUGGAAUAUCAUUUAGACUAGCUAAUUUAUCACUAUUUGGGUUACCAUUUUUAAGAGGAUUUUAUUCAAAAGAUAUAAUUUUAGAAUUUGUUUAUGCUAAUAAGGAAAAUUGAUUUACUACUUCUUUGGUUGUAUUAGCAACUGUAAUAACUUGUGUUUAUUCAUUGCGUGUUAUAUAUUAUUCAAUAUGAAGGGGUAGAAGAAAGUUAGUUGUUUUCUCUAGUCAUUGGUCUUUUUGAAUAGAAGUUCCAGUGUUCCUUAUAGGAUUGUUGGUAAUUUUUUUUGGUUCGAUAAUAAGAUGAAUUAUGUUUUCUUGUUGGGAUUUAAGAAUUAUGAUAUUGAAGAUCAAAAUGGUUAAUGUUGUAAUUUUAGGUUUAGGUUGUUGAGUCUUUUACUCUCUAUACAGAGGUUUUAUUGGAAUCAUUAACUUAAGUAAAGUUAAUGAUUUUUUUGGGAGUAUAUGAUUUUUAUCAAUUAGAUCCGGGAGACUAUCUGUGAAAUCAUUGGUUUCUGGUCUUUAUUACUAUAGGUUUGAUAAUGGAUGAUUAGAAGAAAUUGGGCCGCAGGGAGUUUAUAAAUUUAAUUAUGCAGCUAGAAUAUUUGUACAAUGGUUCCAAGUUAGUAAUCUAAAAAAUAUUAUUAUUUUAAUAUUUUUUAUUGUAUUUUUAUUCUUUUA
Messenger RNA from Ornithodoros turicata, 1070 nucleotides. RefSeq names its product NADH-ubiquinone oxidoreductase chain 5-like. Gene Ontology annotation, molecular function: NADH dehydrogenase (ubiquinone) activity. The record is from RefSeq and is a predicted model, not a curated record. Gene Ontology annotation, biological process: electron transport coupled proton transport; ATP synthesis coupled electron transport. The transcript has a single exon. Lineage: Eukaryota; Metazoa; Arthropoda; Arachnida; Ixodida; Argasidae.